AUAGCCCGGUGAGAACCGAAGGGGAUAAUUGUUGACGGCAUCACUGCGAAGAGGAGACAGACGGCUAUGGCCAAACUCGACCACCGAAAAUGAUGGGGACAAUACUGGAAGAACGCGCUCCGAGAAACAACCCGCACAAUCUAUACACUAAAGGCAAGCGGACAUCAAAAUCCUUAUGGAGUAGCGGCGCGCCAACAAAGCAGAGCACAAUGGUGUACAAGUCUGGGGUGCCUAAUGGUCUACAUAGAGAAAGCAGAAUUCCUCUUCCUGAGGGCUAUCCGCCCAAAAUGAGAGGAAAACUGGAGGAACCCUCCCUGAUGGACACCCCAAGUGCCCAGGUGAGUCAGACGAAACCGAUGACUCCCAAGCCGAGGCCACAGGUGUCCUUCCUGAGGGAGACGAGAACCAGGCCAUGGAAGGCGGCCUCUCACUCCAAAAAUGAGACCGGUGGUGACGUGAGCCACUCGGGGCCACAGGAUCACGUCUCUCACACUGUCAACAUCCAAUCAGGCCUGAGGAGGGAUUGCUCCCUGGAGAGGAGAGAGGGAAGGAGGAGGUAUCCGAGUUCAGACCGGGCCAAGCAGCAGCAGCAGCAGCAGCGGCAGCGUGAGAUCUCAUUCUCGGACAGUGCCAGUGACCUGUCUGACACGGAGAGAGGCCCCGAGUUGCCCGCCGCCCCUAGCACCCCUCCCAAACUAGACCUCCGAGCUGAGGUGAUUGAUCCGGCUGAGUUCCAGCGGCGUCCCCGUGCCUCCUCCUCCUCCUCCUUCCGCCGCCAGUGCCAGCCUAGCCGCAGCUACCCAGACUUCCUGCCCCCGCCCUUCAAUGGCUGGAGCCUGCAGCAGCUGGCCGUCUUCCUCAACACAGAGGGCAAAGGCAUACCCAGGCCCAAGCCCUCGGACCACCUGGAGAGAUACCUUGAGAGGCUGCUCAAGCUGGAGUGGCACCAGAUCCAGACCGUCAGGAAUGAGACGGGUGUCGUUGAUGGUGCUGCCGACGGCGACGGUGCUUGCUGCAGUACCAGUAACAUCAUCCGGGGUCGACAUACACGCUGUCGUCUUCCUCGCCCCCACAGCAGCCCCUCUGCCAAACUGAGCACCCCCAAAAGCAUCCUCCAGUGCCAGCGGGCGUUCCCCCUUGCCCUGCUCUCCUCCAUCACCACCCCCAGCUUGCCUGUGCAGCAGGUGGGCUGCGCGUGCCCACACUGCCACGUCCGCUACCCACACUGCAACGGCUCCUGUCACUCGGCGGUGUCGUCGUACGGCUACCAGCAGAGCUCCCGUCUGAGUCCGGUGAUGGAGCGCCGCCGGCGGCCCUCUGGUAUGCCAAAGAGGAGCAGUAGCGAGAGCCGUGCCUAUGGGCACCCCCAUACCCAUACCCAUACCCACGCACAUGGCUAUGCCUUGGGCUCCGUAUCCACCUUCCCAUCUCACAGCUAUCAUGAUCCAGGAAAGAGGAACGGAAACGGGAGUAGCCACCUGAGACGAAUGCAGGCUGCCGGAAACAUCCGCAACCCAUCGCUGAGUCCUCCGCGGCUCCGGGCCCCGGUGUCAGGUGCGCUUGGCCCAGCAGAGGCAGCCGUCAGUGGGGGAAGAGAUCGUGCCAGUGGUGGUGGUGGAAAUGGAGGUGGUGGUGGUGGUGGAGCAAGGGACACUCGUGGCAGGGAAGGAAGGGAGGUCAGCCAAAGACGGAGGUCUGUAUCGGAGAGGAGGAGAUCAACACCCAGUGCAGCGAAGCAAGAUUUGAAAACAAAUGGCCAUGUGGAUACUGACCAUUUUGUUGGCAGGUCAAGAGACAGGGCGUCCGGAAGGGCAACUGGGAGGACAAAGCAUGUUGAGUUUGUCACAUGAGCUUUAUGAAGAAUAUUGUUGCCAUAUAACAAUCACGGAUCUCAGAAAAGCACAAAAAAAACUUUUUUAUCUUUAAUGUCUA
Molecule: messenger RNA, 1932 nt
Organism: Engraulis encrasicolus (European anchovy)
Lineage: Eukaryota; Metazoa; Chordata; Actinopteri; Clupeiformes; Engraulidae
Gene: fam217bb
Product: family with sequence similarity 217 member Bb
Exons: 5
Coding region: 90-1850 (586 amino acids)
Source: RefSeq, a predicted model, not a curated record